Messenger RNA from Phytophthora nicotianae INRA-310, 363 nucleotides. RefSeq lists its product as hypothetical. The transcript is spliced from 2 exons. Lineage: Eukaryota; Oomycota; Peronosporomycetes; Peronosporales; Peronosporaceae. The coding region runs from base 1 to 363 and encodes 120 amino acids. The record is from RefSeq and is a predicted model, not a curated record.
AUGGAGGCGUCAUCGGAAUCUGGAUCGCCGAUGACGCUGCUGAACGAAGAAGUAUCAGCAGUGCGGCAGAGCGCUGGGAGGAACUCUACCGAAAGAAACGAAGAAGAAGAUCUUCUUGAAGAGAAACCUCAACUCCCUCCCUAUGCCCCCUCAGGAGGCACCGCGGAUCACGAUGUGAAUCGCGAUCCGCCCGGUGAGGAACCCGAAGAGAAACCUCAACUCCCUCCCUAUGCCUCCUCAGGAGCCACCGCGGAUCACGAUGUGAAUCGUGAUCCGCCCGGUGAGGAACCCAAGGAAGAAGAAGCCGAAAGCUUCGCGGAAGAAGCUCAAGGCCCCAGCAGACUCGGACUCCGACAGCCGUGA